CUCGUUAUCGCGACCUCCGAGCGCCUGCAAGCGAUUCUCCUUCGUCCGAAAAGCCGUCGCGAACACAUGAGGCGUCUCAUUUCGCUUCAAAGUGGCCCCGGCCCAAGCGCGCAUACCAUGAGUGAUGCUCGAGGCGACUGAGAUGUUCUCCUGCAGCUUCUUCUGUUCAAUGGACACACGCUCUGGAUUCCCGGAACGACUUGACGCUCUCGGACGCUUCACAUAUAACGCCUGGCAGCUAAGGAGGUACUGUACUGCUCCCUGCGCCCCCCAAACAUCCGGUUCUGGUCGGAUACGACAAGGAGAACUAUUGCAAUGCCGUCUGCGGGAUACCUGAUCUAUUGCGGCAUAAUGCCGCUCUUGAAAACAUUCAUUGCGAUCUUCGUCGGAUACUUCCUGGGCAAGAAGGGGCUCUUCACCGCGGAGGCGUCCAAAGGAGCCUCGCAGGUAUCCAUGAACAUAUCGCUGCCCGCCCUGAUCUUCGCGAAUGUGGUGCCCGCGUUCACAUCCCAAAACGUCUCCGCCCUCGGGCCGCUGUUCCUGACUGCCUUCUCCUACCUCGGGUUCGGGUUCACCUUCGGCCUCAUCAUACGCGAAAUAUGCUAUGUGCCACGUAAUUUCUGGCAGGGCAUCGUCGUGCUCUGUGCCAUGAGCAAUUGGGGGAAUCUUCCAACUGCCAUUGUGGAGGCUGUAAUGCAGGAGGCCCCGUUCAACCGUAAUUCAGACCCCGCUCUGGGCGUUUCUUUUGUCUCAGUAUUCAUCGUGUCGUAUCACCUUGUCUUUUGGGUUGGUGGCGCUGCACGCUCGCUGGCCUGGGACUAUUUGCCAGGUGUACCCCAAGGUGCCGAGGCUGAACGUCGUUUGGCCUGGCACGAGAAGCCCAUCGGGGGUUUCAUUGCACGUUACGUCCUACAUUUGAAAGUUGCUAGCCCCGCGCCUGUAUAUUCCGAGAAGGCCGACGGUGCAUCCGUAUCCGAGAAAGGACCGAUGGAAAUGGAGAAGGGCAAAGACGUGAUGGAUGACUUGGAAGCGAAUCUGUAUGCAAGCCUCCAGGCAGAACAGCCAGAGCUCGGUAUGGUCGAGGAGGACCACGCAUACGAGACUGACCCCGAUGUCCAGCUCGCGCGGCGCACGUCCCGUCUGUCCAUCACGUCCAACAGAUCCCGCCGGCCUUCCUUACUCGCAGGCAUAUCGCCAUCCUUGCCCCAGCCGCCUGCGACUCCACCCCCAUCAGUGCUGCAUUCGUCAGAACAAGCGAACGUCCACGAACACCCUUCGUCGUACUUCGCACGCCUGCAGAAGACGCUACGCCCGCUCUCGGCGGCGGUAACACCAAUCACGGUGUCCCUCGUCAUCUCCCUACCCAUCGCGCUCAUUACGAACCUCAAGGCGUUGUUCGUCAAUACCACCAAUCAGGGAGGUCCCGCCUGGUAUGGGCCCGAUGGCAAUCCACCCCUGAACUUCAUUUACGUCAGUGCCCAAUUCCUCGGGGAAAUUGCCGUACCGCUGUCACUCAUCCUUCUAGGCGCAUCCUUCGCACGUAUGCAGAUCCCGCGCCCCCUCUCACGGCUCCCCAUUAUGGCCAUGCUGGCUGCGGCCCUCGCCAAAAUGGUGCUGCUACCCGUUAUCGGUGUCUUCCUUAUCCAAGGCAUGGUCAAAGGCGGUCUGAUCCCGCGUGAGGCGCUGGCGGAGAGGUUUGUGGCGAUGUUCCUCAGUGGAACGCCCCCCGCGGUCAACCAGCUGAUCGUAUCGUCGCUGUACUCCACCACGGGCGAUGUAGACACGCUUUCUGCCUUCUUGCUCAUCCAGUACAUCGUCAUGUUCUUUUCCUCCGCAGCACUGACAGCGGUCUCCUUGCUGCUUCUUUGACGACCUCUGACGACCCCCGCAUGCAACCAGUCAUUCGCCUCUGAUGGGACUUGGCAUGGCGGCGCUAGACCGGCUGUCAACCUAGAGUAUUAGACCAUAAGUAUUUCGAGGAUCCCAACGGUUAUUCGUUCCCCACUGUAGAGCAACGCCCAAACUGUAUGUGUCCUUUUCCGAUCAUCCUUCUCGGAAGCAUGUUGUAAGUACGCGUAUUACGACCGUUUGUUGUAUCGUUAAUAUCGUUCCCUGGAUACAUACGAAGGAGUUCUAUCACCGCUACCGGUAAUCCAGUAGUUCUCGA
Messenger RNA from Rhodofomes roseus, 2167 nucleotides. RefSeq names its product auxin efflux carrier. The record is from RefSeq and is a predicted model, not a curated record. The coding region runs from base 316 to 1869 and encodes 517 amino acids. NCBI's taxonomy places the organism in Eukaryota, Fungi, Basidiomycota, Agaricomycetes, Polyporales, Fomitopsidaceae. Gene Ontology annotation, cellular component: membrane. Gene Ontology annotation, biological process: transmembrane transport. The transcript is spliced from 10 exons.